Messenger RNA from Atta colombica, 4989 nucleotides. It is a transcript of the gene Dscam3, whose product is annotated as Down syndrome cell adhesion molecule-like protein Dscam2. The transcript has 25 exons. NCBI's taxonomy places the organism in Eukaryota, Metazoa, Arthropoda, Insecta, Hymenoptera, Formicidae. Bases 1 to 4932 code for a protein of 1643 amino acids. The record is from RefSeq and is a predicted model, not a curated record. Gene Ontology annotation, biological process: axon guidance; dendrite self-avoidance; homophilic cell-cell adhesion. Gene Ontology annotation, molecular function: cell-cell adhesion mediator activity. Gene Ontology annotation, cellular component: axon; plasma membrane.
AUGAACUGCACGGUCGAAGGAUAUCCGGUUGAGAGCGUUGAGUGGCUACAUGACGGUGUGCCAGUAUUGACCGCGCAGGAUACAAGGAUCAGAUUGUUGGCUCCCUUAGUGCUCGUAAUAGGCUCUGUUGGUCGCAGGGACAAAGGGAUGUAUCAAUGUUUGGUGAGGAGCGACAAGGAAAAUGCUCAGGCUACUGCCGAACUCAAACUUGGAGAUACGGUUCCGGAACUGCAGUACACAUUUAUCGAGCAGGCGUUACGACCAGGCCCACCGGUAUCUCUGCGAUGUUCUGCUACCGGUUCACCGACACCAUCCUUUACCUGGCUACUCGAUGGUGAACCAUUAAGCCAGAUUGCAACUGGGCACAGCAUUAUAUCGCUCUAUCUUCUAAUCAGGAACUAUGCGCGUAGAUACGCGAUAGGCCAAUAUGUGGAUCAAUCGGGUGACGUGAUCAGUCACUUAAACAUUUCAUCGGCGGGAGCCGAGGAUGGUGGCUUGUACGCAUGUGUAGCGUCCAACACUCUAGCGACCGUCGAACAUAAAGCUAGAUUGAAUAUUUACGGACCACCGUACAUCCGAUCGAUCGGCCCAGUUCGCGCCAUCGCCGGUGUCGACAUUACAAUAGCGUGUCCUUACUCAGGAUAUCCGAUCACAUCGGUCGGAUGGACCCGAGGUGGUGCCGAAUUGCCCUUUGACAUCAGGCAGCGGGUCGACAGCGAGGGUCAUCUUACAAUCCUCACGGUAGAUCCGAAUGAUGCCGGGACUUACACAUGUAUAGUUCGAGCAAGUUCUGGGGAGACCGCCAACAGAGAUAUAUUACUAACUGUUAAUAGUCCUCCAGUAAUGAGUCCCUUCAGCUUUCCCGCAAAUUCACAAGAAGGAAGUCGUGCUCAAGUGACUUGUAGCGUGACGUCGGGCGAUCUUCCAAUUUACAUUUCUUGGUUGAAAGAUGGCGAGCCACUACCUUCUUCCCUUCGCAUCGAAGAGCGAGGAGCUGAGUUUUUUAGCCUCCUCGUCUUCAAGGAACUGUCGUCGCGGCACAGCGGCAAAUACACUUGCGUAGCCACGAAUAGUGCCGCAAAGGUGAACCAUACGGCCGAACUUUUGGUAAAAGUACCUCCUCAAUGGAUAUUCGAACCGUUAGACGUGGCGACUCUUUUGGGCAAUCCGUUAAAUGUCCAUUGCGAAGCCAAAGGUUUUCCACCGCCGCGUAUUACGUGGCUACGUGCCAGAGGCAGAACGUCCAACGACUAUCAGCCGCUAGUCGAUGGUUCGGAUGGUAGACUCACGAUAUUGCCUAAUGGGUCUUUGUGGACGGCUUCCGCCGGUCCGCAGGAUGAGGGUUACUAUCUAUGUAGGGCUAACAAUGGCAUCGGAUCCGGAUUAAGCAAAGUGAUAUAUGUGUCGGUGCAUGAACCGGCGAGAUUCGAAUUUCAGAGUAAAAAUGUAACAAUUCGCCGUGGAGAAUCCGUAACUAUUGAUUGCACUGUGAUUGGUGAUAAUCCUAUAGAGGUGCAAUGGAUGCACAAUAGUGAUCGAUUGGAUAUGAACAAUCACAGACUAAGUAUCGGUCAAAUAAAGACUGAUAACGGCUUGAAGUCCCAAUUAUCUGUCGCAAAUAGUGAUCGGCAAGAUUCCGGAGUUUACAGAUGUACCGCUGAUAACGCUUAUGGAAGAAGCGAACAUUUGAUUUAUUUAGCAGUCCAAGAGAGGCCAGAUCCUCCAGCCGGACUUGAAGUAAUAGAGAUCGGUUCUCGAUCAAUACGGUUAUUAUGGAAGCGAGCCUUCGAUGGAAACAGUCCUAUAAGAAAUUACGUGAUACAAUACCGCUCGCUAAGCCACGGUAUGACCGAUGAUUGGAAUCCCGUUAAAACGCACAAUGUCACGUACACUCCAGGAAGCUCGAGUAGCGGUAAUUCUAUACAUCCAACUCAAAAUGGCUUAUCUCCUUUCGAAACCACCGGCGAUGACCAAGAGGUUGCUUUGGUCGGUGGUCUUCAUCCGGCUGUCACCUAUACCUUCAGAAUAUUCGCCAUAAACUCUAUCGACGCGAGCGGACCUACGGAACCUGUCGUAGCAAAGACUCAGGAGGAAGCACCUACCGAACCACCGCAAAACAUCAAGGUGCAAUCCGCCGGACCUGGAGAGCUCAUGGUCAGUUGGCAAUCACCUCCAAAAGAGUCUUGCAACGGAGAUUUGCUAGGAUACAUAGUGACGUGGUCAGAACAUUCGUCAUCGACUUCGGGUGUCAAUCAAAGUAAAAGUUUAACCGUAAAUGGUUGGGCGACGACAAAGGUGCAGCUAACUGGUUUAAGAAAAUUUACGAAAUAUGACAUUUCAAUCAGAGCCUUCAACAGCAUAGCCAGCGGGCCAGCAAGUGCUCCCAUCGUGGGUACUACACAAGAAGGAGUACCGGAAACACCACCGACUCAAGUAACAUGCGUCCCAUUGUCUUCUCAAAGCGUCAAAGUAUCUUGGAGUGCGCCUCCACCUCAUCAGCAUGGCGGAAUUAUUCAAGGAUACAAAGUCUAUUAUAGGCCGGUACCUACUGAUAACAUGGAUAUAUCAACGGUUGGUGAAGUUAAAAGAACUUCCAGCAUGGAUACUUAUUUGCACACGUUAUAUAAGUACACAAAUUAUUCCAUCAAAGUAUUGGCUUAUACAGGCGCGGGUGAUGGAGCAUUGAGUCCACCAAUCUUCUGCAUGACGGAAGAAGAUGUCCCAGGCCCACCCGCUGGUAUUAAAGCAUUAGCAUUAACAGCGGAAAGCAUAUUGGUUUCCUGGUUGCCGCCGUUGCAACCUAAUGGAAAUGUCUCAAAAUACACUGUAUAUAGCAGAGAAACUGGCUCUAAAAAUCAUAACACGCACACGAUGCACGAACCGCCGUCAUCGCCCACAGAUACUCUUACGAUGGAAUUACGAGAUCUAGUGGAAAGGCAAUUAUACGAGUUCUGGGUGUCAGCAACAACCGGUCUUGGAGAAGGAGAACGAACCACUAUAGUUACGCAAACAACGAAUACUAGAGCUCCCGCUAGAGUGGCGUCGUUCUCGCAAGUAUUAAGAAGAGCUGUAAAAUCAUCGGUCACGCUGUCGUGUUUAGUGGUCGGAAAUCCUACGCCACGACCAAUUUGGACAUACAGAAACAGUCAAAUCAGCACCGGCAGGCACUAUGAGCUUACAUCCGAUGGACACCUUAAUAUACGCGGAUUGGAGCAAUCGGUCGCAGGAAAUUACACUUGUUCGGCUAGUAAUUUAUUCGGUGACGAUUCUAUCACAUAUUCAUUAGUCGUAGUAAUGCCACCCAGAGCACCGUCAUUAGAAUUGCAAUAUACAACAACAAACAGUAUCAGAUUCCGUUGGAAUCAUCCUGACAAUGGCGGCGCUACGAUACAAGGAUAUGUGUUAAGCUACAAGAGGGAUCAGGGCGGAUGGGAAGAAAUCGCCUUAUCUCCUGAACAAACAGAAUUCGUGCUAUCUGGAUUAAAAUGUGGAUCUUCCUACUUAGCGCACUUAACAGCACAUAAUCGUGUUGAUACUGGUGAUCCAAGUCCACUAAUCAGUGCAACAACGAAGGGCACUGAGCCCCUAUUGCCUAAAGAAAGAGAUAUUAUUUCGGCAAAUGGCACAUCGGUGAAAUUAAAUUUAUUAUCUUGGCCUAAUGGAGGAUGUCCCAUUCAAUAUUACACCGUCGAAUAUCGGAGGCGAAUCAAUACAGAACCGUGGAUUUUGGUGGCCAGCAGAGCGACUGAUAACGUUGUGAUUCGUGAUUUAAAAACGGCAUCGUGGUACAGUUUACGUUUAACGGCUCACAACGACGCCGGCUCGACUCAGGCUCAAAUGGAAUUUGCCACGACCACAUUAAGCGGAGUCAGUAUCGGUCCACCUAACGAUUUAAUAAUGGAGGACGAUAUCAAGAAGACUGUGCCUAAUCACAAAGUUUUGUAUGUCAUCGUACCACUCGUCUGCGCAAUCGUUUUAGUCGUUUCCGCGGUUAUCCUGGGUUAUGUCAUGCUUAAACGUAACGGCAGAGCGAAUUAUUUAGGUGAGAUAUUACCAGGACAACAGCAGCAACAGCAGGCUGGAUUAGGAAUGGUUCCACAACAACAGCAUCAGCAACAGCAUCAUCACUUGUCCAGUUGUAUGUCGACCGUACAACUUAAAUCGACGGCUGAACGAGACAACAGACGUAAUCAUCAGGUUUACACUAGUUCGCCCGUGAAACAAGAAAAUCACAAAUCCGCUGAUCAUGGUUCUGAAAUGUAUGAAAUAAGUCCGUACGCUACGUUUAGUGUUCCCGGAAGAGAGAACCGUUCGGUCACAACUGCAACGCUCGAUUACACGAUGCAGUUCAAGACUUUUGGUCAUUUGGAGAACGAGGACAUCAAUACUAUCGAUUACGAGAGAUCCAGCGUGGAAUUCGAAAGGUCGAAAACACCAAGGUGGCACAAGCAACGCUACUUUCCGAGCAUCGCGGAAGCCGAGAGUAAGCUGCGAUCGAGUCGACAAGGUUCCGGGAGCGAUACAUCCGGAAGCCCUUGCGGCGAAUGCGCCGGGCCUAGUUAUAGAGUGCCAGUAAAGCCUUGUAGAGAUGUAUUUUCGCGAGGUGUCGAAUCGAGUACGGAAUCUAACAACGAAGGCUCGCCCUCACUCGCGAGACGACGAAGCCGACAGCCGAGCCGGUCUACUCGCAGUUCGGUAGAGGAUAUGACGCUAUUGCCGCCAAGCGGGUUCAGUGACAGUCGCGAAUUGAGCGACGUGGAGUGCGACCGUGAUCGUGAUCGCGAACGCGAUCGCGAAUGGCAAGGUUUAUCAGCCGGAACUCGUCAUGGCGGCAGUUUGGGCAGACUUCCGAUUGAGGCCGUCGAAUCUAUGCUCGCUAGAUAUCAGCAAAGAAAGGAGCAAGAAAGACAAGAAUUCACUAUACAUGUAUGAUCGAGAUUCGCUGGUUCGACUUGGUAUCUUCGCCGGACGAUUUAACAUUAUUUAGAA